Molecule: messenger RNA, 3729 nt
Organism: Tilletiaria anomala UBC 951
Lineage: Eukaryota; Fungi; Basidiomycota; Exobasidiomycetes; Georgefischeriales; Tilletiariaceae
Exons: 2
Coding region: 272-3574 (1100 amino acids)
Source: RefSeq, a predicted model, not a curated record
AUCCAGCCGUUCCGUAAAGUCGACGUAUCUCGGAAAGUGUAGCGCAUUUGUGUCCUCACCGAUCGACCACGGCCAUUGUAGAAGCGGUGGCCAGUCUACCGCCUUCCCAUCAUUCAUGGGUGUGCGUUUACAGCAUCCAUGGGAAAAAGUCAUUGUCAAGUCCUUUAUGCUGAGAGCCGAAGGCGCACAAAGGGUUUGGACACCCACGUCUAAGCUUGCGUCCUGGAAAAGGCGACGCACAAUAUUCGUCUGAUUGCUACAUCGGUUCAAAAUGUUAAGAGCUAGCGGCUACGCCAGUCCAGAUGGGUCUGCCAUGACCAGAAGGGGCUUUGCGCCAAAACCAGUUCUCCACCACGAGGUCAUUAGCACCAUGGGGAGUCCUCGAGCUGAAAGGUCUAAGGGCCAUGGCUCACGAUAUCGAGAGAAACUGGCCAAGUCGGAUGCUGAGGUCAUCGAUACCGUCUCAAAGGUCUUUGACACAGGCCUGUCGAAGCACACACUUGCAAGCGACGCCGUCAUGACCCACAGCCGUUCAAGCAAGUCCUCCAAGAGCAAGUCGGACGACAAAGCCAUCCCGAGCUUCCCCAGUAGCCGCGAGAUUUUGGGGCCCUGGUGUGUUUUCGAGACAAACCUGUCCAAGUAUCAUUUCGAAGGUUUCUUCAACAAGGCGGGCAAGUGGCGCCGUCGUAAUGUCAUUUUCACGAAGACUCAGUCCGACGCAUUCACCGCACAGCGCAACUGUGAAGAUUCGGAAGUCCUCCUCCAGUCCCUUCAGGAGGCGUACAUCCAUGUGCUUAAAGACGACAAAAAAGAGCUCGAGCGGCUCCGUAUCACUGCUAAAUCUAAAAUCGGUGUCGUAGAUAAGGGCCUGCGCCACCCAGGCCCACGCUUUCACCUCAGCAUAGUAGGCCAGGUGCGCGGGACGCCUCCCGUCGCCGAAUGGGCCUUUUCUAUUGACCACGAGCAGGAGCUGCGCCAGCUGCGGGAUAUGAUGCAGAAUACGGUCGACAGCCUGGGCGCGGCAGAGAAACUCUUUGCAGGAGAAAGGCCUCUGUGUUCACCACCGAGCACGGUCUGUUCUCCACAAAUUCAUCUGAGUCUCUUCAGCUCACACUAUCCCACGCUGGCGGCGGAAGAAGCGGCAGUAACAGAAACAACAACAGCUACGGUACCGGUCGCCCGAGUGAAGCAUCCUUCAGCUUCAGCUUCACAGCCGAACCGAUUAUCUUAUCCGAAAUACGGCAGCCAAAAUCAAGAGAAUCUGGGAGCAUAUAACUUGUCAAGGCCAAGGGACGUCAUCCUCACACAGCCCACCAACAACCCCAAAGUCCGAAAGAUGUCUGGUAACGAAUCUGCUUUGCCGUCGUUGAGCAACUCGAGAUGCGAAAGCUCGUACGAAAGAAAUAUCUUGUCGACACAAGGCUCGUUGCAGCUGCCUGCUUCGAUCAUCGACAUAAACGUUCUGCUGAGGAACACUAGCUUAGAAGAUGACACGGAGAGUCUCUCCAGCUUUGAAAUCGGAAGCACCCUCGGGAUGUCUGACUCCUUGCUUGGUCGACACAAUAAUUCGUCCACCGAUUCGCUGCAGAGCACUGCGUCGUGCCCCACCCUCACUCAGACGCACAGCAAGCCAGCCUUUUCUUCGACCUCCUCUGGGCUACCUGCUGCAAGCGAUAUCAGCUUUGGUAGAAAGUACAGCUCCAAGCCCGCCCCGUUGACUAGCGUAAGCAGUCAAACCUCUGCCUCGCCAGACUGGGCCCCGUCUCAAUUUAGCAACACUUUCGACAGUCGGAGUCAGGCUUCACCGAAAGACAAUAGCUACAAGGCGGAGUGCAGAAACGCGCUAUCAGCCACAGAACAACUGCUGUAUUCCCUCGAGGAUGUUCUGAGCCCGGCUGCUUCCACUUCAUCGGCUUUAAGUCCAUUGCCUGUGACGACGCCCAAAUCUUUCAUGUACCCACGAGACGCCUUUUCGCUGAUGUCCGAGCUUUCCGACCAACCCGAGCUCAACAGCAAGGUGAUGCGCGCGAAAGCAGGGGCCCGGACGGAGGCCCCGCCUGCACUCUGUUGCGACGAUGCGUUCCAAGACCUGAUUGCCCCAGCUAAGAAGCAAGCGCCAACGAUGCUCACCCCCGACUCCUUGCCGUCGCCACGGCCCGACUCUCCCACGGAUCCGAUGAGCCCCAAUUCCGAAGAUGAGAACCACCACCAGAAGAAAUCUGAUAGCCCAUGGACUCAAACAGACACGGUUGACAUUAUCGGCUCGCUUCGUCAGAUCACCCUUGUCGACGACAGCGCCUUUUCUUUUGAGGGGAAAGAAGAAGAGCCGGCAGAAGUGACAACCACCGUCGCAGAUCUUGUGCACGGUAGCGAGCUGCAGUGGGCACAGCGAAGUACGCCCCCUGCAUCCUUUGCGCUUCCCGCUCUGACGAACAAGGGCGCUUUGGGCCACAUGGCAUACCAUCAUGAGUUGGGCCCACCGGUGCGUCAAGCUUCAGAUGACAUCCUGCGCAGCCCCUCUGCUUUCUCGAAGGUUGUGGACUGGCUUCCAUUGCUGCCACGAAGCUCAGUCGACGACGAACAAAACGCGUCGAGGAAAGGAAGCUUUCCGUACCCACAAGUCCAGCGCUCGGUUGCUGCAUCGCCUCCCCUUUUGCAACGAGGGAAGCAUGGCAGCCUGCCGCCACCGCUCUGGCUGGAGCGUUUGCAAAGCGACAAUAAAGUUGCAAAUCUAACCAAGCCCUCUCCGCCCUUCAGUACCCACCAGGCGCCGACAAAGUUGCAUCGGUCAUCGAAUACGCCCACGCCCACGCCGACACCGACCAGCGCCAUCUCGAACAUAUCCACAUCAACGGCGUCAUCCGGCUCGACCAUCACGCCGCCUGGUUCCGCCAAGGCGGUCGUCUCUUCCAUAUCGCCAGGGAGCACGAUGGUCGACGCGCCUGCAUGGUCCAAAUUGCCAACCCCGAGCCUGCAGCAGCAGUCGCAGUGGCAGCAGCGCGAGGCGGAGUCUCGUACGUCAAGCUUCCGGGCUGGUGGCACGAUGCCCGACUCGCCUGCACGCACACGAAUGCCGAGUCCAGGGCUGCCUCCCCCACAGCCUCUGACAGCGUUGCCGGUUACACCAACGUCUGCGUCUGUGCAGGCGGCGGGGCAGCAGAACAGCGGUUCUACAGCGUCAGCGACGAGCCCGCGCGCCGCGGCGUUGUUCUCGAGUACAUCGAGCGUGCUGAAGAGCAAGAGGUCCAGCAGCUCUGUGAUCAGCAACAGCAGCAGCACCGCCACAUGCAGCAGCAGCACAUGCAGCAGCGGCACAUGCAGUAGCAGCACGAGCAGCAUGAUAGCUGCCGGUGGCGCGGUGCUGGGGACGCGGAGCAGUGCAAGCAGCUUGGGCAGCGGCAGCGGCAGCGCAUUUGUCAAUGCAGGCGCGAGCGAGAAGGAGCAGCAGCAAUUUCUGCGCAGUGUGAGCGUGCGGCAGCGCGUGAUGGACUACGCGAAAAAGUUCGACUACGCCUCGUCGGCGGCGCUGCCGGUCGAGGCGAAGGAGAUGAUCAGGCGCAGCAGCGAUAGCUAGCGCUCAUUGGGAGCUGCUCCUGCUUGUUCCACUGCUUCUUCGUGAUCGCCUUGUCGCGCCGUUCGGCCUUUUAGAUACACGGGCAUACACGACACGAACACACGAGGUACGAAGAUCGCCUUGCAUUUACAUCCAUUAGGGUGCAUGACGUACAA